This is a messenger RNA of Trichoplusia ni (cabbage looper), 1657 nucleotides long. Its product is annotated as serine--pyruvate aminotransferase, mitochondrial-like. Gene Ontology annotation, molecular function: L-serine:pyruvate transaminase activity; L-alanine:glyoxylate transaminase activity. The transcript has 8 exons. Gene Ontology annotation, cellular component: peroxisome. The record is from RefSeq and is a predicted model, not a curated record. Lineage: Eukaryota; Metazoa; Arthropoda; Insecta; Lepidoptera; Noctuidae. The coding region runs from base 488 to 1657 and encodes 389 amino acids.
UUACUUACGGAAAAUGAUAAAAUGCGACUACGUAUGGGCGAAAAUAAGUGAGGAAUAUGAACGUUAUACGAUUAAUUUUAUUAUUAUUGAUUUAUUUUUAAGAAAAAAAGAUCCUUUCCCAAUAGCAGAGCCGAACUAUGCCGACUAUAUCGCAAAAAUAAAACGUUGUCACGAAAUCUACCUCCCACGAAUACCUACAUUUAAAAGUUCCUACGAAUACCGAUGUAUAAGUAGGCACCUAAAGUUUGUUAUCAUGGGAAACUAUUACUAUAAAACAAAGAUCGAUUCUUCGUCAGUCAUAGUCCGUCAUCCGAGUGAUACAACACGAUAACACGCGGACCUUAAGUUUAUACGAGAAUUAGGUACAAUAAAAUAAUUAAAAAGACUUUUUUUAUGUACAUCAAUGUGACAUCAAUUCAAUAAGUAAUUAGAAAGGUCACUGUGUUUAAAUAUUGAACUUUAAACAACUAAAAGUUUCAGAUCAAUCAUGUCGUGCCACAAGCUGACCGUGCCUCCCCCCAAGAUUGUGGAUCGGGAGUUUGUGAAGCCGUUGCUAUGUGGUCCAGGGCCCAGUGACGUCUGGCCCUCCGUCGCUCAAGCCCUCACCAAACCUAUCCUAUCGCCCAUCUGUGAUGAACUUUUUAAAGCUUCGGAUGAUAUUCGUGCUGGCUUACAAUAUGUUUUCCAAACUAGGAGUAAUUUGGUUUUGGCCUUGAGCGGGUCCGGUCACACUGGCAUGGAGACCAUUAUCAGCAACCUGGUGGGUCCCGGUGAAACUCUACUCAUCGCUUCAAGAGGCAUAUGGGACCAAAGGGCUUUCAUUAUGGCGAACCGAUAUGGUAUCAAGACAGAGACUGUCACCAUUCCAAUGGACAUGACCUUCACUCCUGCACAAUUGGAACCAGCGCUCAAGAAGUACCGUCCCACAGCCCUGUUCAUCACCCACGGAGACUCGUCAACUGGAACCGUACAGAACCUUGAAGGUUUAGGGGAUCUGUGUCACAAAUACGGAACUCUUUUACUAGUGGAUACUGUCGUGUCACUUGUCGCAGUACCAUUUUUCAUGGAUGAGUGGGGGGUGGACGCCGUAUACACUUCCACACAGAAAGCAUUCAGCGGGCCAGCUGGGAUCUCUCCUGUGGCAUUCAGUGCUCGAGCCGAGCAAAAAAUAAAGACGAGGAAGCAUGAUCCUCCUUUCUACUUCGACAUCAAACUUUUAGCCCAACAGUGGAACUGCUACGGGAAUACAAGAGCAUACCACCACACCAUCAGCCCUCCUCUAUUCUGGGCUCUCCGGUGCUGUCUUCAAGAGAUUAGCAAGGAGACUCUACCAGCGACGUGGGCGCGGCACGCGGCCAGUACUGCUUACUUCCACAAACGUCUUCGGGAGAACACCUUCGGUUUCCUAAUCCCGAAGCCAGAAGACCGCUUGGCAACAGUAACGACUGUAGUCCUACCUAAAGGAUACGAUUAUUUGGAGUUCGUUAAAUAUAUGAGAGCUAAGCACAACAUCCUGAUAUUCGCCGGCCUUGGACCGACCGCAGGAAAAGCUCUUCGUGUCGGCAUCAUGGGUGUCAACUCAACCAUCAAGGUUGUUGAUGCUGUAGUUGACGCUAUGGUGGAUACACUUGUAGCCCUUAAGAAGUCUUCUCUUUAA